Messenger RNA from Symbiodinium sp. CCMP2592, 1439 nucleotides. The record is from the annotation of a GenBank genome assembly. NCBI's taxonomy places the organism in Eukaryota, Dinophyceae, Suessiales, Symbiodiniaceae.
GAUACUUGGCCUUCACCGAGUGGUUCGUGGGCCGUGACUUCUUUUGCACGUGCUUCUGUGGCAAAGUUCAGAGGGACGACAACAAAGAAUGCUAUGUUAUGGCGAUGACGUCCCUGAGCGAAGACCUUCUGAAGGCCGAGGGGCUCCCGAAGCCAAUCGCAGGCCAUGGCCACGGACGAAUCUACGUGAGCGGCGUUCGCUUCACUGCCGUACCAGACGGCUCGAAGGUUGAGGUGAUGGUCGUGUCUCGUCGAAGGUAUUCCAAGGCCCGAAGGACCUGGCAGAUCCUGCCAGCUUGCCAGUUCGGGGUUGGGCUCCAAGCAGAUGAAAUCCAAGGCCAGCCCAAGCUCAGUUCAGAGCUUGCGAGAGCGGUGGGUGCAGUUCCUCUUGACCUCUACCAUUGUACAGAUGAGGAUGCCAUGAAGCAGGUCCUAGAAGGGGCCGGACUGGCAAAGGCGGUUUUGGGAGAGGAGCGAUCGGAGCGGGCCCAGCUUGUGAAGAACACGGGUGAGCACGACAAGUUCAUUCAGGUCAACAAGCUGGACGACGACUGCGCGAAGAUUCUACAACGGCACUCCAAGGAGGUGCAGGCGGCGGUCAUUGAUGCUUACGUCCCCGACCUUACCAUAAGGGCCAAUCGAGAUGACGGCAGGCUCACGCAGCCCCGGGGCAUCACCGAGGCGGCGAAGGUCCCAGCACCACGAGCUCGAGCUCUUCCGAAGACGACCGCUCCAGAAGCAGGCCUCGCCAACGUUGACGUUGAUGAUAAUGCAGGGGCAGCGCCGGAGGGCGUGGAUAUCGUAGGUGCUGAAGCACAGGGAAACGACGACAGAGGCAGAAGGGCGGCACCGCACCGGUCGGUGUCGCUGUCGCGUUCGCGCUCGGACUCACGAUCCAUGGAGCCGAAGAACGAUGCGCAGUCCCAGUCCCAGCCGCAGCGGCGCGUGGUCGUCAACCAGGCCGAAGAGAACAAAGAGGACGACAGCUCGCCGCUUUUGGAGAUCUGCAACCUACCGGACCUCAUCUCCCGAGGCAAGAAUCCCCUUCAGUACCUGCCGGAGCUCUUCAAUCCGACUCUCAAGACGCUGCCGGAUUUCAAUAAAGAGAUGGGAGGCGAGUCAGUCCUCAAAGCUUGGAACAAGCCCGGCAAGGUAGGAGCCAUUCUGCUACAGUUGCAGAACAAGGCACUGGCAGCCAGCGCCUGCCGGACGCUGAACGGCUUGCAAUUCCUCGGCUUCGAGCUCAAGGCCGGGGCCUUUCGCUCGGAGGCUUUGCGAGGCUUUGGCUUCGCGUUGGCCCGUUGCUCCUUACUCCUUACGAGUACCUGCGAGGUGCAAGGCAUCCCGAAGCUGGAGGCAGUCCCCGUUCUGAAGUUUUGCUCGGUAGCCUGCGAUUCUUGCUCGCCUGACGCUGCCUCGGAGCGCGCCACGCAUUCCUAG